Molecule: messenger RNA, 2199 nt
Organism: Mytilus trossulus (common blue mussel)
Lineage: Eukaryota; Metazoa; Mollusca; Bivalvia; Mytilida; Mytilidae
Exons: 2
Coding region: 152-1687 (511 amino acids)
Molecular function (GO): protein binding
Source: RefSeq, a predicted model, not a curated record
CGUUGUUGUCUCCCCUUAAAAUAUUCAUUAUUAUAUUUUUAAUCUCUGUAAUGAUUAUAUUGGAAGGCUAUUUUAUUGAAUUUCAUAAGAUUUUCAAGAAAUGAAGGAAUUUAUAAAGAAAAAGGCUGAGUGCUGAGUUCCGAGAACUGGGAUGUCUUACUGUACAUUCAGAGAAAAGCAUUACCAGAGACAGAUCUGUCUUAAAAUAUAUAAAGCCCGUGAAGCCAGAAAGUAUUGUGAUGUUACUUUGCAGUCUGGCGUUGUAAAAGUCACCGCACAUAAACUUAUUCUGACAUCUUUUUCAGAUUUUUUUGAGACACUGUUUCAAGGUAAUUCAUUACAGGAACUUUUUAUAAUAAGUGAUAUUUCUCCUGAAAUACUAGAAACUAUCGUACAAUUUGCGUACAGUGGGGAAAUAAAGAUAACAGUGCACAAUGUAAUGGAAUUAUAUGAAGCUGCCGUUCUUCUGAAAGCAGAUGGUCUGAAAAAGGUAGCAGUUAAUUUCAUGAAAAGGCAUGUGCAUGUUGAUUUUGACAACCUUGUCAAAAUGUCAACCUUUGCAUGCACAUUGAGUUUACUGCAACAACAGAAAGCAGUAUGCUCAUUUAUUACGAAGAAUUUUGAAGAUGUUAAAAAGAAAGGACUUUUGAAUUCGCUUUCAGUAGAUCAUUUGGAAACAUUGCUGUCAAACACAAACUUCUCGGUUUUGAUAUUUGAUAUUCCCGCCGAAAACAUAGAACUGGAGUUGCUGAAGGUUGUACUAGAAUACAUCUCAAACAAAGGUGGUGAUCAAAUCGAAAAACUUAACGUAGAUUCACUUUUAUGGACUAUCAAAUUUUCGGAAAUUCCGUUCCACGACUUAGUUGAAACAUUAGAAAAUUACCCUUCUGUAUAUGACAGUGAUGCUAUAAGAAAUAUUCUACUUUAUAUACAAUACCCUAGAAACCAAUCGAUAGAUCAACUAUUGCCAAAGAAGUGGUCUGAGGUCAGGAAAUUUUCAGGGUACUGUAGAAAUAUGGAAUACCAUUAUGAUUAUCAUGGACAUAAUUGGACAAGGGAUGUUGAAUUUGUGGAUGACCGUGCUUCAGAAAUCAGAAUGUUUGUCUCAAAAUGUCUUUGCAGUACAUUGGAGAAAAAGAAAGCUAGAACAAGGAUCAAUAGAAUUGUAGUUACUUGCAGAAGUGGUAAAGAACUGAGCGUCAUACACGAAGACAGCAAGGAAAAGAUAUGCAACAAGAAAUGUUCUGGUAUAGAACUAUCAGAGGAGAGAUUUGCAUUACAACAGAAUGAAGUUAUUGUUAAAGUUGAGAACUUUUACAAUACCACAGAAAUGGGUCUGAGGUUUACUUCUAACUAUGGCAAUGUAUUCGGCCCGUAUGGCUCGGAUUUUCCCAAAGAUACUGCUGGGAUAAAAACCAAUAAACCGGGAAGUGAGCGCGGAUAUUUUUACUCUUUCUGUGGAACUGUAUUGACAAAAACGUAUUACCCUAAUUGUCUCUGGGUAGGAGUUAACUUGCGAAGUCGGUCACCAUCACCAGAAGAAUCACAUUGCAGAGAUGAGCAUGACAGUUGGAGUAAUGAUAGUUAUGAAGAUCAUAGCUACAGUGACCAUGAUAGUAUAGACAAAUAUAUAAAUCUGGAAGAAGAGUUUUAUGAUUCUCCAGGGUACUACCAAGAAAGUGAUUAACACUCUGUUAGCCCCAAUCCAACUUAAACUUAUAAUUUAAAACAUAAUGCGAUAUUACUAAAAAGGCACAUACAAAUUAAUUUGUCCAAUCUGGGUUUCUUAAACGUUCUUCAAUAUACAUGUAGACAAUGUCAAUACGAAAACUCAUAAAAACAUAAAAUGGAUCAUCGAAAUCCGAGGAUAAAUCCGUGUACAAAGCUGAAUACAGAUGUAUGUCCAGAAUGGAUUCAUAUUUAUAUAUAUAUAUUUUUAUAUAUAUAUCUCGGACCGAAGCUGUGGAGGAAUAUUUGGCAAGUUGUGCAUUUCUUCUUAUCCUGAACUUUUUAUAAACUGAAGUAAUAACUGCCGACGAUGCUCGUUGGUGAAUUUUAUUUUCAGUACCUCUCGUACAAAUAUUCGUUCUGAACGUGCAUGAAAUAUUUGCCACUGAACUUUAGGCAACCAACAAGCAUACAAUCAAUCUUGCAUAAAAUUCGUUAAUGUGUUAACAAUAAAAGUAAUGACAUCAUCAA